Messenger RNA from Schistosoma bovis, 585 nucleotides. The record is from the annotation of a GenBank genome assembly. NCBI's taxonomy places the organism in Eukaryota, Metazoa, Platyhelminthes, Trematoda, Strigeidida, Schistosomatidae.
AUGCUGAAAGGUCUUGCAGAUGUCCCGACUUGGUCUUCAGUUGCUAAAGAAACAAGCAAUUUGGUGUCAAAUUUAGGAUCACGUAUUAGUUUGUGGCGUGGAGACAUAACACAUCUCCAAAUUGAUGCUAUUGCAAAUGCUGCGAAUUCCCAAUUGAGGGGUGGUGGAGGAGUAGAUGGUGCAAUACAUAGAGCAGCUGGUUCACAAUUGUUAGCAGCUUGUCAAAAGCUCGGUGGCUGUCCAACUGGGGAUGCAAAACUUACUCCAGGUUUCAAUUUGCCUUCCAAAUAUGUGAUUCAUUGUGUCGGACCAGUCGGACGGAAUGAUGCAGCUUUGGAAUCCACAUACCGAAAGGCAUUGGAGUUGUGCUCUGAGCACAAUAUCCAGUCUAUUGCAUUUCCCUGUAUAUCCACAGGGGUUUAUGGUUUCCCUAAUGAAGCAGCUGCCAAGGUGGCACUUCAUACAGUGCUCUCCUAUCUCAAAUCUCAUCAAGAGAUUCAACGUGUUAUCUUUUGUAUAUUUAUGGAUGUUGACUAUAAAAUUUAUGAAAAUUUAAUCCCGGAGAUGUUGGAUUCUUACAAAUAA